Cydia strobilella is the source of this 3645-nucleotide messenger RNA. RefSeq lists its product as uncharacterized. The coding region runs from base 1 to 3645 and encodes 1214 amino acids. The record is from RefSeq and is a predicted model, not a curated record. Gene Ontology annotation, molecular function: nucleic acid binding. NCBI's taxonomy places the organism in Eukaryota, Metazoa, Arthropoda, Insecta, Lepidoptera, Tortricidae. The transcript has a single exon. Gene Ontology annotation, biological process: DNA integration.
AUGAAAUUCCUUUGGAGUUUAGAAAGCAUUGGUAUAACAGAUUCUCCCAAAACUACCAGAGAAGAAGAAGCUGUUAAAUAUUUUAAUGAAACUGUACAUUAUAACAAUGGCAGAUAUGAGGUCAAGUGGCCAUGGAUCCAAUACCCGCCUGAUUUACCAACCAAUUAUGGUUUAGCCUAUGGCAGGUUAAAAGGUUUACUGCGGAGAUCUGACGAGAGUACGCUCAGCGAGUAUGACCGAAUUAUAAAGGAACAAUUGGAUGCAAAAAUCAUCGAAGAAAUAGAACCUAAAACAGUACCUAUCUAUCAAGUAAGUCCUCCGGUACACUAUUUGCCACAUCAUAUAGUGAGACAAGAAGGAAAGAACGGGCGGAUCGUUUAUGAUGGUUCAGCAAAAAUAAAGGAAGGUAAUAGUUUAAAUGAAUGCAUGUACCGAGGUCCUUCGUUAUUAGAAGAUCUUACUGCGCUAUUGAUUAAAUUUAGAACCGGCAAAGUAGGAAUUACUGCAGAUGUUGAAAAGGCGUUCCUACAAAUUGGCCUCCAAAAUGAAGACAGAGACGUGACGAGAUUUCUCUGGGUUAAGGACCCUAGUAAAGAACUAACGGAUGAUAACAUACGCCAUUUCCGAUUUUGUAGAAUCCCGUUUGGGAUAAUUUCUAGUCCAUUCUUGCUAACAGCAUCAAUUCGAUACCAUAUAUCCAAAACAAAUGAAGCACUACUCACAAAAAUAGCAGACAAGUGCUAUGUUGAUAAUUUAGUGACAUCUGUUGAAUCCCUAGAUGAAGCUUUACGCUUGUAUGAUGAAACUAGGACAGUAUUUAAUGAGCUUUCAAUGAAUAUAAGAGACUGGGUGUCAAAUGAUAGUAAAUUUAUGGAGAAGAUCCCUAAGAACCAGUCUGGAAAUCAGUCAGGAAAAAUGAAAAUUCUGGGUCUAAUUUGGAACCUACAAGAUGACACUUUACAACUGAAAAUGGAAGAUAAGGCGCUUGAGACUCAAGCCAAUGAUGAACUAAACAAAAAGGAUAUCCUUAGAACUCUUGCUCGUGUCUAUGAUCCAUGUGGGUUUGCGUCACCUCUUAUUCUACCAGCUAAAUUACUGUUUCAAGACUUGUGCAUCCAGAAAUUUAAAUGGGACUCACCCUUACCAAUGAAUAUAGUUCAAAAAUGGAAGUCCAUUGUAGACAAAUUAAAGACAGCAAAAGAUAUAAAGAUCCCUAGAUAUGUGGCUGAAGACAUGCCGGUAGGUGCAAAACAAUAUGAACUUCAUGUCUUUACCGAUGCUUCCAAGUUCGCCUACUCAGCUGUUGCGUAUUUACGCACUCAUUGUAGAGGGACUAUUAAGACUGCGUUCUUAAUGUCAAAAUCGCGCGUGACACCUGUAGAAGACAAAGAAAACUUGAAGAUUCCCCGUCUGGAAUUACUGGGCUAUUUGAUAGGAAGCAGGUUGCUUAAGUACUUGAAGGAUAACCUGAAUCUGACAAUUAAUAAGCAGUAUUUAUGGACGGACAGCCAAGUCGUGCUUUACUGGCUUAGAACUAACAACUUACUGCCACCCUUCGUAAAAAGACGCAUAGAUGAAAUAAAUCAACUAAGGGAUGUCGAGUUCUGUUACAUACACACUAACGAAAAUCCAGCCGAUUUAGGGACACGCCCGGAGCUAUGGGAAGAAAAGCAAGCCUCUUGGUUUACAGGGCCACCUUUCCUCGUAAAAGAUUCAAAAUUCUGGCCAAGUAACAGGUACUUAGAACAAAAUACUCUUCUUUCGGCCGGGGAGGCUCUGGACAGUAUAGAUGGUCCAGAAAUGGUACUGAAAGGGUAUGAAGUAGAACCACCUGCCUACCUUACGGGAGAAAUUCAGGAAGUAGAUGCCAGAAGUGAGACAGAAGUUAUUAAUGAUACUGAGACUGAAAUCGGUAUUACAGAAAUCUUGGAAGUACAAAAGAAACAUUUCCCUGAUGAGAUAAACGGGAAAAAGACAGCGUUAAUGAGAAGCCUUGAUCUGUUCCUAGAUGUGGAUGGAAUCUUGCGGUGUGGUGGACGUAUGAAACAUACGAAUUGGUCUUAUGAUAAGAAGCAUCCAAUACUUAUUCCAAAAAACUCCGAGUUUACCAACAGGGUUAUACAAGAAGUACACGAAAAGAACUACCAUGUAGGCCCACCUCAUACUUUGAAUAUUAUUCGAGAGCACUAUUGGAUUCCGCAAGGUAAAGCUCAAGUAAUGAAGGUCAUAAAAAAGUGUAAGAAAUGUUUGAAGCAAGGUGGAGGACCCUACAAAUUGCCCCAAACUGCAGCAUUGCCUCCCGAGCGAGUAAACUACAGCCCUCCCUUUACGUUUACUGGGGUUGAUUACUUCGGCCCAAUGUAUGUUAGCACCACAAAUGGAAACCAAGAAAAAAGAUGGGUCUGCCUUUUCACCUGUCUAGCAGUUCGUGCGAUACAUUUAGAACUAGUGAAAGAUUUAACAGCAGAGGAGUGUCUACUUGCAGUAAGACGAUUGGUGGCAGCUAGAGGCUCACCAAAUACAAUUAUAUCAGACAACGCUUUGCAAUUUAAGCUAACUUCCGAAAUACUAAUUAACUCUUACUGUACAGAAAAUAAAAUAAAAUGGAAAUUCAUUCCGCAGCUAGCCCCGUGGCACGGUGGUUUUUAUGAGCGGCUAGUUGGAAUUGUAAAACACUGUCUUAAAAGGACUCUGGAUAAGCAUUUAUUGAAUGACAGCCAAUUAGUCACUAUUAUCAAAGAAGUCGAAUCAGUGGUCAACACAAGACCUUUGACCAACGUAGGUGCUGAUAUGGAGUAUGUCUUGAAACCUGCAGAUUUCUUGACUCUAGGGAAAUGUUUGGAGCUGACUGCUUCAAGUAAUGUUACAGGUGUUGAUGGGACUGUUACAAAAAUGGAUCUUAUUCAAGGAUGGAAACGAGGCCAGACAAUCUUAGCAGAAUUUAAGAAAAUGUUUCAAGAACGAUAUCUGCCUAGCCUGCGUGAGAAACAUCGGGGAUCCAUAAAACAACCACGAGUAACUUCAGACCGAACUCCUCAGCUCGGAGACAUAGUACAGAUAAAAGAGGAACUGAAAAAUAGGAAUGCCUGGAAAGUUGGAAAGAUAACUUCAUUGAUAAAAGGUCAGGAUGGACAGUGCCGUGUAGCAAAAGUGAAAGUGGGUAAUACAGAAUUCACCAGGUCAGUCGGUCAUCUUUACCCACUAGAAGUUGACAACUACACUGAAGACACCCAAACUCCUGAGAUCUUAAAUCCGGUUAUUCCAGUUCCAUUGGAUCCAACUACAAACAAUGACCAAGUUGAGAUCAACAGUUUGCCAAUACCAAUACCAAUCGACAUUAACCCACAACAAAGCUCCGAGUACCCAAAACAACAUCCGGGAGAUGUGGCUGAUCCGGCCAACAAAGAAGUGACUGAUCCGGCAGAGGAAGAGGUAGCCAAUUCAGCCAAUGAAGAGGUACCUUAUCCAGUCGACGAAUGUGUGUCAGUACCCGAGGACAUAGUUAUGUCUGAACCAACCGCACAAGAUACGUCCAACAUGGGGGACGACACUGUCCGUAGGACAACGCCAGCGAGACAAGCAGCCAUUCGAGCGAGAGAAAAAAUCACCGAAUGGACGCGCAACCUAAUAAUCCUGCUGCAGUAG